AUGUCAGUCGUCCGGAGGGAUACUCUGAGGAGACAUUUGGACAAGUAUGAUGCGGACGGAAUACCACUUGCAGAACUGAAGAGCUUGUUGGCAGACUCUGAUCUUCCAGAACGACAGAUUAGUGUACUAGUAAAAGCAGCAGAUAAAGAUGGCAAUCAGCGGAUUGCGUACGAUGAGUUCGUUCGCCAGAUUAUGUCUGAGGAUGAGGGUGUGUGGAAACGCCUACGCAUUCGUGCUCGUGUUCUCAAUCGAGCUGUUCUAGCAAUCGAUCCGGCUGCCGGUCGGCGUCAUCAACAGGAUGUGAUGGUCAAAUCUGGUAUUGAUUCACCGGAUACAUAUAACUGGGGUGAAGCGGAUGUUGACAACUAUGUGGAAGCUUACGACUGCCGCCCACCUCCAAUUUUCAUCCCAGUCAUCACACUGGUAGAGAUUGGCGUGUUCAUCUACUAUGGCCUUCUCCAUGCCUGGGACUCAGACCCAUACAAUGAUGUGACUGCCGCGUCUGGUGUCCCGAUCUACAGUCCGCUCAUCUACGAUCCUCGAAAGCGACACGAGGCGUGGCGUUUUCUCACCUACAUGUUUAUACACAAUGGCUACGUUCAUUUGGCCUUCAACUGCCUACUUCAGCUGGUCCUGGGGAUGCUGCUUGAGCUGGUGCACAAGUUCUGGCGUUGCGGUCUCGUCUAUCUUCUCGGGGUCAUUGCCGGCUCCUUGGCCCACUCAGUCACAGAUCCGUACGUUCUCCUAGCUGGAGCCAGUGGCGGUUGCUACGCCCUGAUUGGCGCGCAUUUGGCCAGCAUCAUUAUGAAUUGGAAAGCAAUGCAGGACAAGUGGCUGGACAAUCCAAUAAACUUUCUAUCCAGCGGCGUUGUCCGAUUGUUCUUAAUCCUUCUGUUGGCUGGUAGCGACACUGGAUUGGCUAUUUACGCGCGAUACAAAAACCCGCUGGGCACUCGUGUCGGGUUCUCUGCCCAUCUCGGUGGUUUUGUUGCCGGUAUUCUUCUGGGAAUACCCAUUCUACGUAAUCUUCAAGUCGAGAAGUGGGAAAAAGUUUGUUUUUGGAUUUGCAUUGUUGUCUUCGCGUGUUUCGUCAUGGCUGCAAUUUUAUUCAAUGGAUUUUGUAUACGAAUUAACUAUUGUCCCGCUUCUGUGUAUUGAUAACUGUCCCAAGUGCCUCCUUCCAUGUUGAUCCCCUUUACUCCAGCAGUUCUAUGAUUUAUUUACCGUCUCCUAGUUUUGUGCUUGUAUCGCCACAAAUACUGUUAUCGUUUUGGAUUCUCUUCUAUCAUGUUGUUGAUUUGUUCGACCAAAUGUCUACAAAACGCCAGUUAUGUUUCAAUCAAUUCAUAUGGAUCAGCCUAUUUUAAGAACACAAUGUAAUUCCCUGGUGGAGCAUUCCCGCCUAUCUGCUGCAUUUCCUGUCCGAGCUAACUUUGUUCGCCUUCGUUCACCCAAUCAUAUCGUCCUGGACAGAGCUUGUGUACAACCCCUUGCUUCUUUUUUCAGGCUUGCUUUGACAUCAUGUGGAUGUUUUUGCCUUAGUCUCCUCUCAGCUGAUUUGCUUGCAUAGAGCCCCAUGGUUUACCUUUUGCAACUUGACGAGUUUGAUAUUGAAUAUUGCGACCGAAAACACUGACUUUCAUUUCGC
Molecule: messenger RNA, 1648 nt
Organism: Opisthorchis viverrini
Lineage: Eukaryota; Metazoa; Platyhelminthes; Trematoda; Opisthorchiida; Opisthorchiidae
Exons: 8
Coding region: 1-1158 (385 amino acids)
Cellular component (GO): membrane
Molecular function (GO): serine-type endopeptidase activity
Source: RefSeq, a predicted model, not a curated record